GCAAGAUCUCAAACUCCGUUAUUACUGGUUUAAGGGGCUACAUAUACUGCUCUUUUUCUUCUUUUUUGCCGCUUGUAUCUUUCCCCGCAUCCGGCUCCGGCGGAGUUUCGCGGAGCUCGAGCUGCUUCGUCCCACGUUUUAAGACCUCGGUUUCCGGGAUUCUACAUCGUUUCUUGCUUUCCAUAUAUCUUUGUUUCUCAUCCGGCCGGUCAUCAGCGCGGUUGGCUUUGGAUUUGCGCUGACCGGGCUAUCAAGGAGCAACAUAAUCUGGAGCAUUUGCUACAGCGUCGACCAUGGCUACGGAACGACUGUCCUCUAUCCUCAACCACCUGAAGGGAGGCUCCAGUGGUGUUUCUGCAAUCACUCAGAAAAACCCAGAUGAUAUCGUCAUCACCCUCGCACUGCGAACGCCGCUGACCAAGGCCAAGAAGGGCGGUUUCAAGGACACCGAUCUAGACUACAUCAUCUAUGCUCUCCUAAAGGAAGUCCUGGCCAAGUCGAAGAUCGACCCAGCUCUCAUUGAAGACGUUUGCCUCGGAAACGUCAAUGAUGGCAAGGCCGCUUACCUCGUUCGAGCUGCUUCCCUUGCGGCUGGCAUUCCUCACACUUCCGGCGCUUCGUCUGUGAACCGGUUCUGCUCAUCUGGUCUAAAGGCCGUGCAGGACAUCGCCAACCAGAUCCAGCUGGGUGCCAUUGAUAUCGGAAUCGCCAUGGGUGCUGAGUCUAUGUCUGCGGGUGGGGAUCGUCUGGAGAGGCCUUUCAACGAAGAGGUCCUGAAGACCCAGGAGGCUGCCGACUGUAUGCAGCCUAUGGGACAGACCUCCGAGAACGUCGGCGACGACUUUAAUAUUACCCGUGAGCAGCAGGACCGCUAUGCAGCAGAGUCAUACCGCCGGGCAGAGGAGGCACAGAAGGCCGGUUGGUUCGAUGAUGAGAUUGUCCCGAUCACAACCAAGAUCAAGGACCCCAAGACCGGCGAGGAGAAGGAGGUCACCUUGACCAAGGACGAAGGCAUCCGAUAUGGCACCACGUAUGAAUCUUUGAGCAAGAUUCGUCCUGCAUUCCCCGCAUUUGGAAACAAGUCCACCGGUGGAAAUUCCAGUCAGGUCACCGAUGGUGCUGCUGCUAUCCUCCUCAUGCGCCGCUCCAAGGCCAUUGAACUGAACCAGCCUAUCUUGGCCAAGUUCUGCGGCGCCACCGUUGCCGGUGUGCCCCCGCGCAUCAUGGGUAUCGGCCCUACAGCCGCCAUCCCCAAGCUUCUCAGCAAAUUCAACCUGGCCAAGUCCGACAUCGACAUUUACGAGAUCAACGAGGCUUUCGCUUCCAUGGCCGUCUACUGCCUAAAUAACCUCGGCCUCGAACAUGAGAAGGUCAACCCUCGCGGAGGCGCCAUUGCGCUGGGUCACCCACUGGGCGCUACUGGUGCACGACAGAUCUGUACGAUCCUGAGCGAGGCCAGAAGGACGAAGAAGAAGGUCCUCGUCACGAGUAUGUGCAUUGGUACCGGACAGGGUAUGGCUGGGUUGUUUGUGAAUGAGCAGAUCUAAGGAAAAUCGAGUUGAAACUUGACUGGGUCGAGGCCUAGUUAGGUAGUGCCGUGUAUAUACAGUACAUUUUGAUAUGCCAUAUGACGCUGUCAUUUGUUUUGAGAUAGCAACUACUAAAAAUACGAUAUCUACUUUAAUGCAAAAGGAACGGUUGAUUCCGCACUUGUUUCAAGUAUAGUACAGUAAUACAAUGAGUAUCUAUCGA
Molecule: messenger RNA, 1752 nt
Organism: Paecilomyces variotii
Lineage: Eukaryota; Fungi; Ascomycota; Eurotiomycetes; Eurotiales; Thermoascaceae
Product: Thiolase, N-terminal domain-containing protein
Exons: 4
Coding region: 294-1547 (417 amino acids)
Biological process (GO): phenylacetate catabolic process; fatty acid beta-oxidation
Cellular component (GO): peroxisome
Molecular function (GO): acetyl-CoA C-acyltransferase activity
Source: RefSeq, a predicted model, not a curated record